Messenger RNA from Nothobranchius furzeri (turquoise killifish), 936 nucleotides. The record is from RefSeq and is a predicted model, not a curated record. NCBI's taxonomy places the organism in Eukaryota, Metazoa, Chordata, Actinopteri, Cyprinodontiformes, Nothobranchiidae.
AUGGUCUCCGUCUGCGUCUUCCCUCAUGGAGACGAGGCAGAGUACAGAGAGGAAGUCCUGAAGUUGGCAGCAUGGUGUUCAGAAAACAACCUGUCCCUGAACACCAAGAAAACCAAAGAGCUUAUUGUCGACUUCAGGAGACACAGCACCGAGUUGGCCCCCCUCUACAUCAAUGGAGAGUGUGUGGAGAGGGUCCACACCUUCCGGUUCCUUGGUGUCCUCAUUUCUGAUGACAUCUCCUGGGCGGAAAACAUCUCAGCGUUUAUUGGAGAUCAGACCCGCACCUCCCAGAUUUAUUAUGAUGACAGUGAAGUUUGCUAUGUUGUAAACAGUAGUAAUAAUUCCCUGUGUGGCAGUAUUAUUGUUGUCUUUUCUGUGUUUUUGCCCCGCCUGCUGCACCAGGACACACUCGGGUCCUGGCAGAACUGUGUGUCUGCUUGUGAGCGUGCGCUGAAGGAGGGCCGCAGCGUUGCCAUAGACAACACCAACCCAGACCCGGAGUCCCGCAAACGGUAUGUAGGCGUGGCCAAAGCAGCAGGGGUGUCGUGUCGCUGUUUUCACUUCACGGCCACUUUGGAACAAGCCAAACACAACAACCGAUUCCGUGAGAUGGUUCCGUCUGGCAGCAAACAUGCUAAGGUCAACGACAUGGUUUUCCACAGCUACAAGAAACAUUUUGUGGCCCCUGCUCUGUCGGAGGGAUUCUCUGAGAUCCUUCAGAUCCACUUUGUUCCACACUUCAAGGACAACCAAUCUGAGACUCUGUUCAGACAGUUCUCAGAGGGCUGAUGGACUCGCCAACACCUCCGCAAUAUAAUCAACCCUGCAGAGCUCCACUGGUGAACUUAUGAAGUGAUGUUGGCUAGAUUUGUAGCUCAGAAUCGGGCUUAUUUUGACAAGGACGCAAGAAAAUAAAGAGAUGUUUAUCUAAUCAUG